Messenger RNA from Trichomonas vaginalis G3, 2010 nucleotides. Its product is annotated as keratin-associated protein family. The coding region runs from base 1 to 2010 and encodes 669 amino acids. Lineage: Eukaryota; Parabasalia; Trichomonadida; Trichomonadidae. The record is from RefSeq and is a predicted model, not a curated record. The transcript has a single exon.
AUGGCUGCGUUGAUGAUGGUUAGAGAUAUAAAACCACGUAACGACGGGAACGAAGAACAUGAACAACAGAGCCCAACGGGCUCAGAGCCACAUAGUGGCGAGGAUACUGGUCGGGUUAUUCGAGACAUUAAAAACGUGUAUCCUGAAGUUAUUGAUUUAUUUAGAGGAGUUAAUGAUUCAAUUUCAAAACAUUCUAUAACCCUCGAUGAAGAGAAUAAAUUAACAGAUUAUAUAUUCGUCAUUAUUGCAGAAUUAAUGAAGAGAAUAAAUGAAAAAGGAAUUGGUGAUAUCAUUAAUGUCAGCGAUGUAAUGAUGAAAAGAAAUUUUGACUCAUUAUUUACAAAACCGAAAACAGAAUAUAGUCUUUAUGACGUAAUUACCGAAUUAAUGAAAAAGAUUAAUGAUAAUAAGAGUUCUGGCGGAAGAGUUGAAUUAGAAGUGAAUGAUGUUAAUGAGAAAUUAGCCGAAAAAGCAGAUAAAAACCACGUUCAUUAUAUAACUUCAGACGAACAGAUUAUAACGGACUACCAUGGAUAUUUAACACGAAGUGAUGAAGUGAAGACGGAAGAUGUUAAUGAAAGAAGAUAUAAAUACAUUCGUGCUAAAGGUUAUGACAUAAGCUGUACUGUACAGUAUGACACGGGUAAAGCACCAGAAGCAUUUAGUUAUAACGAUGAAAUUUAUGCCUCUACUUUCUCUGUUAACGGUGUAUUAGUUGAACCAAGAUUUACUUUGAGAGUUAAGGCAAAAAUAACGUUUGAAGAUGCUAUUAAAAGUAAAGCUGACAAAGUUGAACUUGACGCAAUGAACAAAGUUUUGAAAUCUCAUAAACACAACAUCUCCGAUAUAAAUGAACUUCAAACUUCUUUAGACAGUAAAGCUGACAAGAACCAUACACAUAAAUCCUUCACUACUGUUAGAGCAGACGACAUAAUAUUGAACUUUGACCUUGGUUCAAGUGCACCAUUAGAAAAUCCAAGUACAAGCGUAAAAGAUACUCUUAACAGUUUAGAUAACAGUUGCAGGAACAUUGAAAGUCAUGCCAGAAACUUUGAAGCACAUGAACUACCAGCAAUGUUAGAUAAGAAAGCCGACAAGAACCAUACACAUACAAGUUUUACAACUGUUGGUAUAGAAAGUAUUGAAGGAACGGUUGAAGAAACUGGUGGGGAUGCAUUAUAUUGUAAACCUCCUAACUUUCCACAAGGUUUAACAUCGGAUGACGACAUAACGACGAUGAGAAACAUUAGAUGUAAAGAUGUUUAUGUCAUGAAGGAUGAACAUAAUAUUAAAUUCACUGCUCAAGAUUUAUAUGAUAAGAAAGCUGACAAGAACCAUACACAUAAAUCCUUCACUACUGUUAGAGCAGACGACAUAAUAUUGAACUUUGACCUUGGUUCAAGUGCACCUUUAGUGAAUCCGAGUACAAGCGUAAAAGAUACACUAAACUCCUUAAAUAACAAAUGUAUGAAUAUCGAAGGUCAUGUCAGAAACUUUGAAACCCAUGAACUACCAGCAAUGUUAGAUAAAAAAGCUGACAAAACAGAGCUUCAAACAUUAAAGACAGAAAUACUUCAAACAUUAUAUCCUAUAGGCUCUAUUUAUACGUCAAUGAACUCAACAAAUCCAGCAACAGUUUUAGGUUUUGGUACAUGGAAGCAGAUUGUAGACAAAUUCUUAUACUGUGCUAGAUAUUCAAAGCAAACAGGAGGUUCGAAGAAAAUUAAAGAAGCAAACCUUCCACCGCACACUCAUACAGGAACUACAAACACAACAGGUAGUCAUUCACAUUCAAUAACAAAAAGAGGUUAUACAAAUCUUGCAGCAGGUUCGGAUAGACAGGGAAUGCAUAGAUAUGAUAUUUCAAGUGACCCAGUAGAUUCAAGCGCAGGUAUUUUCUGUGGAACCGCAGGAAAUCAUGCCCAUACUUUCACAACAAAUCCAACAGGCUCGGGUGAAGAUUACAUGCCACCAUUUAUGACUGUAUUCGCAUGGUAUAGAGUUCAAUGA